Selaginella moellendorffii is the source of this 1203-nucleotide messenger RNA. Its product is annotated as peroxidase 57. Gene Ontology annotation, cellular component: plant-type cell wall; plasmodesma. Gene Ontology annotation, molecular function: heme binding; peroxidase activity. Bases 9 to 1148 code for a protein of 379 amino acids. Gene Ontology annotation, biological process: hydrogen peroxide catabolic process; response to oxidative stress. Lineage: Eukaryota; Viridiplantae; Streptophyta; Lycopodiopsida; Selaginellales; Selaginellaceae. The transcript has 4 exons. The record is from RefSeq and is a predicted model, not a curated record.
AAGAGAUCAUGCUUGUGGAAUACAAUAUAGCGAUGCCUUGUGUGCACUACCUAUCAUCAGGAAUCACUGGUCGACUGAUCCCAAUGCCUUGGUUCUCGGCAGCGAUGAUAGUUGUGAUACUGACAGCAAGUUUGGAGCUUGGAGUGGUCCAGAGCAGCACCGUGGUGGGAUACUACUCACACUCUUGCCCGGCGGCCGAGAAGAUUGUGAGCCAGGUUGUGGCGGAGCAAUUCGCAACCAGGCCGCUCGUCGCUGCCGGUAUACUUCGACUCUACUUCCACGACUGCUUCGUAGAGGGAUGCGAUGGAUCCAUUCUUCUCGACGCAUCGCCCGACGGCACACCGCCUGAGAAGCGGAGCCUGGCAAACAAUAACACAGCCACUGGAUUCGAGCUCGUCGACGCGGCCAAGAGACGCAUCGAGGCGGUCUGUCCGGGCACCGUGUCGUGCGCAGACAUUCUCGCUCUGGCCGCCAGAGACUCCGUCGCAAUAUCGGGGGGACCUCGCUGGGAGGAGCCAACUGGACGCUACGAUGGAAGGGUGUCUCUGGCGUCCAAUGCUGAUGGCAGCAUUCCCGGGCCUUCCUUCAACCUCACUCGCCUCAUCCAUUCCUUCGCAAACAAGACACUCGAUUCCAGGGACCUUGUUACACUCUCGGGAGGCCACACGAUCGGUCGAUCCCAUUGCGCCAACUUCCAAAUCCGUCUCUACAAUUCCUCUGGCACCGGGCUACCGGACCCGGCGUUGAAUCCCGCCUACGCCACUGCUUUGAGACGGAUCUGCCCAAACACUUCUCCGGCCAGGCGCGCGACACUGUCUCUAGACAGAGGCAGCGAGAUCCCCUUCGACAACUCCUACUUUGUGCAGCUCCUGGCUGGCAACGGGCUUCUCAGGAGCGACGAGGAGCUGCUGCUGGAUGGAUCCAUGCGGGGCCUCAUCAGUGCUUUCGCCGCAAACCAGCGACUAUUUUUCCGCGAGUUCGCCAAGGCUAUGGUGAAGUUGGGAGGGAUUGGUGUCAAGGAUUCCAUCCAGGGCGAGAUCAGGCUGCAUUGCCGGCGCGUGAAUAGAAGAAACUCCGGAUCAUCCCCGCGAGUUCCCACGCCACCACCUCCAAUAAUGCGCUCCAGAGCUCCGCCACCUCCGUACUAGUAUAAAGCCUGGUCUGCUAAUACAUUUUUAAGAAAAGUGGCGAUUCUCUCUAAAA